CAUAUACGGCAUGGACUUCAUCUCGGCUCCGGACUAGCACACAUUUUUCAUCGAAUAGUCGCACACGUUUUAUACUUUGGACUUCGUCUUCAUCUUAGUAGCAAGGGCAGAGCACACUCAAACACACACACACACACACAAGUAACACACACCCAAAAACGAAAUUUUGUUCAAAUCACAACGUGAAUCAAAGAUUGCCCAAAGAGGCAGUUCGACUACUUUAUCGUUAGUUUCUUUUCGGACAACUGGACGUCUAUGUCACAUUCAAGAACAUGAAUCGCACACGCUUCAAUCAUCUGCGUGCCGAUCGCGAACUCGAGGGAUUGCAGCAGGUGCCACAGAUGCCACAGAUGCCACAGCAAACGCCAUUGUCUCCGGUGCGAAAGACAACUUACACACGGGCGGAGCUGUUGCAACGUGGACCAGGAGCAGCUGCCACUCGUUCGAAGCGUUUAUCAACACUGAAUCCGGGAAAUCGUCAGACUUCGGCGUCCGAUGCUGCUGCCAAUCGACGCACAAGCAACAUGACGCGUGCUCACUUCUUGCCACGUGUGGCACAAAUGGGCACCAAUAAUCUGAGCAACAAUAAUGGAUUGCUCAACACUGGCAAGCUGGCACGAGAUGCGAGAAAACCGCCCAAGUCGAGCUCCUAUUUGCCGAGCACUUUUGGCGCCAAGUUGCCACAGCAACAGCAACAUCAACAGCAACAGUUGCUGAGCGGUUGCAGCGCCAGCAGCAGCCUAAGCAACAGCAGCAACGAUCUGCGUAAAAUCAAACUGGCCAAAGCCUUUCGACUGCCGGAUGAGCAGAACAAAAGCUUCGUUUAUCUGUGCAAGCCGGUGAAGAAGGUGAAGGAGUUGCUGAUGGUGCGGACGCUGCACAACAGCGUCGACAAUCUGUUGCACGAAUCGGCAACCGAUGAGCUAAGCAACGAAUGCUUCAACACGAUGCAGUUGGAGUUGCCAACUCUGUUGGCGACGACGACGGCGACGGCGGCUGCGGAAAGCGACACUUGCAGCUACUGCAGCAGCCUCAAUUUGCCACACGAAUUGGCGGAGCUGAGCAGCGCGGCGUCGAGCAGCUAUCGAGGAUUGCUGGAGACGCAGCUGCAGGAUGUGCGUACCCGGGAGCAACAGUUGCAACAGUUGGCGGAGCAAGUGCAGCGAGAGCAGCUAUCGGCAAGAGGGGAAAAGAGCAGGGAGGAAAAGGAGCAACAGCAGCUGACACAGCAGCAAUCAAUGAAUGAACAGCAGCAACAUCAACAGGGGGAGCAGCAAUCACAGCAGCAAUCGCAGAAAGGACAGCAGCAACAUCAAAAAGGAGAGCAGCAAUCAGAGCAGCAGCAAUCACUAAAAGAACAGCAGCAACAUCAUAAAGGGGAGCAGCAAUCAGAGCAGCAGCAAUCACUAAAAGGACAGCAGCAUUCACUGAAAGGACAGCAGCAGCCAUUAUUUCAGUCGUCAACACCGCAGCAACAUCUGUCACCACAGCAGCCAGAAUCUCUUAAGGAGCCAAGCGCAAAGAUCGAUUAUGUUUGCCACAACAUACCGACGCUGCAGCGCGAGAUCAUUUUGCUGCAGCAGCUGGGCGAGAAACUGGAGGCGACGCUGCGUGCGAACAUGCAACAUGCAGCCAGUGUCACUGCCACUGCCACUGCCACUGCCACUGCCACAUCGUUGCAGCCACACAGCAUGCCACAAAGUCCGCACGAUUCGCGAACUUCGUUCUAUACGCCACGCUCGACACUGACGCUCUUCGGCUGCGAUGCUGCAAGGUUGCACAUUCAAGAGCUUGGCUGGCGGCGUGUGCAACAGCAACCGUCACACGUGUGGCAGCUGGCCCGUGUGCUCGGUUGUCGCUGUGCGUACGGUUGCAUACGUGAGUUUCGCAUCGAGACCAAGACGCUGACACAGUUGAAGACGGCAGAUGAGACGGAAUGCUUCUAUUUGCCACUGGCACGCGAUGGCAGCUUGCAACGCACCUCGUUUCGGAAGCUGCGCGAGAAUCCGAAUGUGUUGCUGCAACAGUUGCGUCCGCUGACGCCGUCGCGUCCAUUCAAUCUGCUCGAACAGGAUGCGAUGUUCUUCAACAGCAUGAUGUCGCAUGCAUGCGUUGCCAGCAAGUUGCCACGCGAAACGGGCGGCGAGCAAGUGCAACUCGCGUUGCGCCACCCGCCGGACGAUGUGGCACGUUUGCUGCUGGUGGCCACCGUCAAUGCCACCGUCCAAUGUGAGUUCCCCUCGCCCCUGCCGCCGCCGCCGCCAGCCGAGGCAACCAGCAAUCCAGCCACCAAAUCCAAGUCAUUGGCUAGUCUCAAGUCUCGUCCAUCGUUGUCUCGCUGGAAAUGUCGUUUGGCUGUCAUGAGGCAGCCACCUCAUUUGGUGGCACGUGUGCGUCAGGAGACGCCUCUGCGGCCGCAGCGUGUCGAGUUGGAGCCCCGGGUGCAGACACAACUCCUCAAGACGGUGCUCGUCGGCAUCGCUCAGGUUGCCGUCUUUCUGGUGCUCAUCAUGGCCUUCAGCUAUCCGGAUAUUCGCUGCUAAUCUUUGGGGUUUGCUUUUUCAAUUUGUUUAACGUUUUUUUUUUUUUUUGUUCUAUUCUUGUUUAAAGGGUUUUCCUUUUUCCUUUUCUUUGGCAAGCGUUGAACCAACCUCCCCCCAAAAAAAAGAGAGUAGAAUAAAAGAGAAUUCGCCCUCGUUGCUUGGUCAAUAAGUUCAACGCUCAAACAUCGCAUCGGAAUGUUAAUAAA
This is a messenger RNA of Drosophila albomicans, 2749 nucleotides long. RefSeq lists its product as uncharacterized. Gene Ontology annotation, cellular component: nucleus; aryl hydrocarbon receptor complex. Lineage: Eukaryota; Metazoa; Arthropoda; Insecta; Diptera; Drosophilidae. The coding region runs from base 273 to 2543 and encodes 756 amino acids. The record is from RefSeq and is a predicted model, not a curated record. Gene Ontology annotation, molecular function: nuclear receptor activity; transcription cis-regulatory region binding. Gene Ontology annotation, biological process: regulation of transcription by RNA polymerase II. The transcript is spliced from 2 exons.